CAUUGUUAAGGAGAAAUGCAAAUGUUUACAUUCUGUAGUCAACAGCAAACAGUUUUAAAUCAAAGAAAUCACAUUUUAAGUCAUAACAUAGAUGAAAGCAUAAACUAUGUUUACAAGUUGAACUUGUUUACAUGUUACAUAGCAACCAUGAAUUAUAUAUUUAUAUACAUAUUCACAUAUAUAAAUAUAGGAACUAAUUUUAAACUAAUUUAAAAGAUGUCUAGAAGUACUUUGUAUUCAUUUUGUCAUAUUAAAAUGACAAUUUCUACACCUAUAUUCACUUAUCGCAAUACGAUCAAAAGCCUACAGCAUCUAACUUGAAUAUUAAGGAAAAACUGGAGCAAAUCUUUGGAAAUAACUAGCAUGGUUUUUGCAUAGUUUUCUGUUAUAAUUUAUGAGAAAAGUCUAAAAGUGCUUCUUGAAAAUAAUCUGCAGUGACCUGUAGAAUACUGACAAAACACAUUGGAUAAUUCCGUUUUUUGUCACUAUAAAAAAAUCUAAAUUGGAUUGAGGUUCAGACGUGGACAAAUAGUAGUCAUGGACUACAUACAAAAAUUGAAUAUGUUUAAAAAAACUUCCAAUGAUAUGAUUAGGCAAAAAAAAAAAGAAGAAGAAAAACUCAUCGGCUCUAAAAUCAAAAGCCACAGGUGUUCAGAGUUCUGUUUGUAAAGAAUUUUCAAAUAAUACAUCUUAAAAUAAUAAAAGCAGAAGCUGUGUGGUGCAGUGGGUCAGUAGGUCAUCUGCUUCAUCAAGGUCCAGGGACAAAUGAGGGCGGGUCAUAACUUCCCAGAGGGUUGUCUUUUUUUCCCUCUACUAUCACAGCCUAACUGUGCCCUCCAGUGGACAGACCUGUGGACUUGUUUUUAGGUGAUGUAGUUUACGAGUAUUUCUAGUGUGUCGUGGAUAGAAACUUUUUCUUAUUUUUUUUUUACAAUGUUUACUCUGAUGGCGAAACUUAGAAGGGAAAAGUCUUGCUUGUGUUUGAGUUUGAUCGGUAAGAGCUGCGGCUGGAUCAGUGCAGCCGCCUUUGCGUCUCUACACUGAAGAAAGCAGCAGAAGAAGCGCCUCUGGUUGGGCAGCGCUUCACACACACAAAGUAAAGCGGGAAGGAAGCAGAAGGGCGACUUAUUAAGGAGAUCUGGAGACUCUUGGAGUUACUUUUAUUUCACUUUUAAAGGUCACCUAAGCGCUGGUCUGGACGAAGAGCAACAAAUACUUGCAGGGCCGCUUCCCCGGCCCAAUCUCUGUUAAUGCAAAAUGGGCAACUUUUCCACCAAGGACAACCAUGGGAACACAGGGGCACCUUUGGAGAGUUUCCAUACUCCACCUUCAUCUCCUCAGAGCAGCAUUCCCCAACUUCCACUUCCCACCGCAUCCCCUACUUUACCGCCACCACCAGCUGCAACCAUCACUUCGAGUGGGAAGAAACCACACCAAUGCUCUCCAAGGAGUCCUAUCCCCCCUCCUGAUUGGAAGCCUCCUCCACCAGGUGGCCCAAGCAGCUCUGCAGUCAGUCCCGCAGUGAGCCCUGUUCUCAAGAAAACUGGCAGUAUUGUGGCAGGCAAGGGGCAAGCUUCUUCAGGGAGAAAUGGCGGCCUACCGACCCCUACAUCCAGAACGUCGGGCUCCCAAGUGAAGAGUGUGGCUGUCAGUCCUAUAAAGAGUCUUUCUUCGGUGUGCAGCGCACCACCUGCCACCAGCUCUGUGGAGCAGAGCAAGAAAGAAAGAAACAGUAGUCUGAGGGAGUCCCUCCUGCCGGGUAAAGAAGACAACGACAAACAAAGCAAAGAACUAGCAAAACUCCUGGAGGAGUGCCGGACUGCACUGGGUGUUACAGACAGACAGGAUGGGACCACAAACACAACAGAGAUGCUAAAGCAACUGCUCACUGAAGUGAAAUGUUUAAAGACUACUUUGAAGACAGAGCGGGGGGAAUGGCUACAGUUCCAGGCAGACUUUCAGGUGGCCGUGUCAGUGGCUGACCGCCUGAAGGCCGAGGCAGAAGAGGAGCUUACGGCGUUAAGAACGGCCCACAAGGAAAUUGAGAUGGAGCUGACCGCUGCUCAGCAGAGACAGAAAGAGGCUGAAAAUCAGCUGGUCACUCUACAAGGAGAACUGAAGGAAACCAGGCAAAAACUGUCCGUUUUCACCGAGGUUCAAGACAAAACUGAAGUUCACGCACGACAGGAGCUAAAGAGGUCCAAUGGAGAAUCCACUAUCUCUGAAAGCAAAGAGGGGACCAAUCGGGGCAGAGUGAGGGCAUUGCACAUGCUUGGGGGAGAAAGGAUGGACAGUAAGAGUCAGAAUCUCGAAGUGAGGAAUGUUGUGGACGAUUCAAUAAUAGAUUGUAAAGGCAUGACCAGAAGUUCCCUGAGAAACGUGACCAAUGAGGAUCAGGACGGAGCAGAUGUUCAGUCCAAUAAUUCACGAAGGGUAACAUCUUCAGAGAGGUCAAGAAGCCUGUCUAGAUUGCCUCCAUCUUCAGACAAUGCUGCCAACCAGAAUGGAACCUUCCAGACUAACUCCACUUCAACACUGGGGUCAACCAACAGGAACUUGGGGCAACUAAGAGGAAGAACAUGUCUGGAUUGGCAAGAGGGCAAGUUUUCCAGUGAUGCUGGAAAGCGUGAAGAGUCUCUAAAUAAGUACAACUCAGCCCUCACCGAGCUGCCACCCACGAAAUCCCAGGAUGGUUUCAACCUACUGCUGCGUCGCCAUGGAGGCUCAAAGAGAAACUCGCUGCUCCGCUGGUGUCAGAGCAGAACCCAAGGAUACAAGAAUAUUGACAUCACGAACUUCAGCAGCAGCUGGGCAGAUGGCCUCGCAUUCUGUGCUGUCUAUCACACCUACCUCCCUUCACACGUCCCGUACAGCAGCCUUAGUCCUGAGAAUAAGCGAGAAAAUCUCAGCCUGGCCUUCAAAACAGGAGAGAUUGUGGGGAUCACCCCAUCACUGACAGCAGAUGAGAUGCUGCGAGCUGGUGGACCUGACUGGCAGAGGGUGCUGGGUUAUGUGGAGAGCAUCUACCGUCACUUUGAGAUGUGAGGCGAUACAGGGGGAAUAUUUUGAAGAACAUACACAUUUUUUCAUAACUUCCACCAGUUCUACCAAAUGGUGGCAAUAGUUGAUAGGCAACUUGGCAUUUUGGUCCAGUUAUAAAUUUUCUGGAAAAGGUCAAAACAAGGAUGUAUAACCUGCGUUGUGUGCUUUAACAGCUACUGGCUCUUGUAAUAAAGUCAAGGAAGUGCACUACACAAAAUAUAUGACCAAUAGUUGAAGGCAAACAGAGGAUCCAAAAAUUACUUACACUUAGCGAUUUCUUAGAUAUUUAUCUUUGAAAAUGAGAAUGAUCAAUAAAGGGCAUGUUUCAUGACUUUUAGGAAUUUUCGUUGAAACUUUGUUUCCAAAAGAUAUUCAAAAAUAUAUAUAUAUAUAUUUUUUAUGUCUAGUUCCCUAACAAAACAGAAAGCAAACAUAGGGCAGUCCAAAAACGAGUUGAAAGAAUGAUAAAGUCAUCUGUUGGACAGAGCAGAACAGAAUUGUCAAUCAAGAAGAGAGCAGUGAUGAGGAAGUCUGCAGAAGAGCUUAACCUCCCAUUAAGAUUAAUCUAAAGGCUCUAAAUGUGUCAAAAAAGUUGCUUUUGAAUUUUUUUCAUUUAUAAAUUAAAUAAAGCAAUUUAAUUUCUAAAUUAAAUCCACAAUGCUUUGGAAAAUUGGCAGAUUGCAACUUUUUUUUUUUUUUUAUGGAUUUCCGACACUGAUACAUGUUGAAAUUUGCCCUUCAAUGUUAAAAAGCAUUGGAUAUCUUUUUGUUUUUUCAAGCAUUCUUUUGUGGAAAAUGCUAAGUUACUGUAAGUGUCUCCGCACUGGUACUUUACUGGUAGUAAGUACUGUAUACCAAAAGAACUCUGAAAGCAGCUUUCCCUUCUACGUAUGGUUUUAAUUGUAUGUUUUGCCUUUUGCUUUUAUAUGUGCAAAAAUGCAAUAUUUACUGGAUGCCUUGGUACUCUGCGGACGUGCACUUUUGAGAUGCCAUUGCUCUACAUUACAUACCUGGGCUCUUUUAGAGGCUUGAGGCUUCUUCCCGUUAAAAGGGAGUCAUUCCUUCCCACUAUUGCCACAUGCUUUCUCAGGAUAAGAGAUUGCUGCAAAGUUAAUGACACAGUGCAGUCAACCAUCCACUAUCACCUCAUGGCUCAAGAGGAAGAGCUGAUGUGAAGUCAGUAAUGUAAUGCAAAUUGCUGUCCUUCCUUUGAUAGAUAACCUUUGACCAGUUUGUGUCACAAAAGGGAAUUUGACUGCAAUGAAACAACUCUGUGUGAAUCAGCAUCUGAAUUUUAACCCAUCUCUAUGAUGUGAUUGAAUUGAUUUGACUAUCAAUUCAAUCAAUUCAUGACAUACCAGUGAUGUUGUCAGAGGAGAAAUAAUUCAAAAGCUGCAGCUUGUACUGACAGAUACAAGCUGUACUGACAGAUACAAAUGAACUGUAUCUGUCAUGUACAGUGCCUUCAGAUUACAUAGUAGAGAUUAGUACUGAAUGACUCUGACUGAACCAAGGUCAGGUCAGGUCUAAAAUGAUGAUUAUGAGCACAUGCAGCCUGAAAACCCCUUUAGUCUGCCAGUGUCGAUUGGGUACUCUGGGAUCCGAAUUACAAAAUUACUAACGUGACAAAGACAAAUACUUGCUUACGCAGACUUUUAAAUCCAGUUUCAACACCAUCACACUUCUUUCUGCUUCCUCACUAAUUCGUAACUGCUGUUGUUGCUACGUGUUUAAGCUAGGUUUGUUGCCAAAGAUUUAUGUGCCAAAUUUUGGAUACUGUUCUGUAAAAUAAUGUCAAUAUGUAACUAGUGUGAACAGCUUAUUCCAAAGCAAUAAAGUGUUAAAAUAUU
Poecilia reticulata (guppy) is the source of this 4892-nucleotide messenger RNA. RefSeq lists its product as uncharacterized. The record is from RefSeq and is a predicted model, not a curated record. Lineage: Eukaryota; Metazoa; Chordata; Actinopteri; Cyprinodontiformes; Poeciliidae. Gene Ontology annotation, molecular function: protein binding.